CUUGGGCACAAAGCGCUGAAAUGGGAGCGAUGGGGCCCUGGGUUCCCCCAUCCUGCAGCACCAGGGUUGUGGUGGCAGUGGGGCAGUGCUGAAUGUGACACCUGCCCACGCUGAGCCGGGUCACGCUGCCUUCCAUUACCCUAAUUGCCUCUCCAGGAGCCCAGCUGCCGUCCUGGGAUGAAUAAUUCACUGCCUGGAAACAAAACCUCCGGCCUUAAAACCGAUCGGGGUCUGCUGGGCACCUGCUGUGGUGCCACAGCAUGGGGGAGAGGCGCUUGGACGAUGCCCCCAGCAACGCAGUGACCUUUGGAGAGUCUCUGUAGGUCCCUUCCCACGGAUCCGCUUUAUUCUAUGUGGUUCUCAGCAGCCAAAUAGGAACAGCCAUCCCUGCCCUGCACUCUGCCCCCAGCUCUGCCCAAUGCCACCCGCACCACCUCCAGCACCUGCACCAUCUCUGUGCAUCACCUCCAGCAUCCCAUCAACCUCCAUCAUCUCCUCCACCCAUUGCUUCCAUCAUCACCUCCAUCCAUGGCUUCCAUCACCUCCAUCUCUUCCACCACUCGCAUCCACCACCAGCACCUCUCUCCACCUCUCCAGCACCACCACCACUGUGGGCAGCAGAGGACCCAUCCCCGGGCUCUGCUCUUUUAUGGAGGCAGAUCUCCAGCUGCCCAGCACCAAUUCCCCCGGGGGGCUCAGCAGCAGCACAAGGGGCACAGACCCCACAGACAGCAGCCAGGACUGCUGAGAGCAGCGGCUGCCCUCAGAUCGGCCCCCACUCACGGGUCCACCGCCAUCCCCUCCCCCGGUGCCCCCAGCAGAGCCCUUUGGAGCAUCCCUCGCCCACCCGGGGCUGCGUGCCCGCCUCGAGGCGGGCGCCAUCCCCCCCUGACGUCACCCUGCACCGAGUUCUUAAAGGCCGCCCCAACCCCUCCCAGCCCUGGGAGAUGCUGUGCAGGUGACGCCGGCGAUGUCCCCAGCACCUGAGCCCUGAGGGCCCCACUGCCAUGGGGAGCGUUCCACUGCCCGCCUGCCUGCUGGCGCUCGGCCUCGCCGGCACCGUCCUGGCCCCAGGCUGUGGGGCUGCAGAGGGCCGGCUCGCCCACAAGCUGUUCCACGACCUCUUCGCCAACUACUCCAGCGCCCUGCGGCCCGCCGAGGACACGGAGCGGGCGCUCAAUGUCACCCUGCAGGUCACCCUGUCCCAGAUCAUCGACAUGGACGAGCGGAACCAGGUGCUCACCUCCUACCUGUGGGUCCGCCAGGCCUGGCUGGACGCCCACCUGGCCUGGGAUAAGGAGGCCUACGGUGGCAUCGACAGCAUCCGCAUCCCCAGCAGCUACGUCUGGAGGCCCGACAUCGUCCUCUACAACAACGCCAACGAGCGUUUCGGCGGCUCCAUGGAGACCAACGUGGUGCUGCGCUCUGACGGACACAUCAUGUGGGACGCUCCCGCCAUCACCAAGAGCUCCUGCAAGGUGGACGUCUCCUACUUCCCCUUCGACGGGCAGCAGUGCCACCUCACCUUCGGCUCCUGGACCUACAACGGGAACCAGAUCGACCUCCGCAACCGCCUGGACACGGGCGACCUGACCGACUUCGUGGAGAACGUGGAGUGGGAGGUGCUGGGCAUGCCGGCCACGCGCAACGUGGUCACCUACGGCUGCUGCUCGGAGCCCUACCCCGACGUCACCUACACGCUGCUGCUGCGCCGCCGCGCCUCCUUCUACAUCUUCAACCUGCUGCUGCCCUGCAUCAUGAUCUCCUUCCUGGCACCACUGGGGUUCUACCUGCCCGCCGACUCCGGGGAGAAGGUGUCUCUGGGGGUGACGGUGCUGCUGGCUCUCACCGUGUUCCAGCUGCUGGUGGCGGAGAGCAUGCCGCCCUCAGAGAGCGUGCCGCUCAUCGGUGAGCCCAGGGGAGGGCACGGGGCGCCCGGCGGUGAGAUCCGCACCCCUCAUCGCCCCUCUUGCCCCAUAGGGAAGUACUACAUCGCCACCAUGACCAUGAUCACCGCCUCCACCGCUCUGACCAUCUUCAUCAUGAACAUCCACCACUGCGGGCCGGGCGCCCGCCCGGUGCCACCCUGGGCACGCCGCCUCAUCCUGCACCACCUGGCGCGCGCCCUCUGCGUAGUGCUGGUGGGAGAGUCCGCCGGCCGGCCACAGAGAGAGGGGACGGGGAGGACGGGGCCGAGGGACCCCCCCGGAGAGGGCGCGGAGCCGGGGCUGUGCCCCCACAGCCGCUGCCUCUGCCACCACCACGCGGUGCUCAGCAGCGUGGGGUACAUCGCCGGCGUCUUCCGACGGCACCGCACCGCCCAGCGCCACGCCGCCGAGUGGAAGAAGGUGGCCAAGGUGAUGGACCGCUUCUUCAUGUGGGUCUUCUUCCUCAUGGUCUUCCUCAUGAGCGUGCUGGUGAUCGGCAAUGCUGCCUGAUGCCCGCCCCGCGCCCGGUGCCCCCGGCCAGCCCAUCCCCACGGUGCCCAUGGAGCUCACGCCCAGGACAGCACUGCAGGCCGAGGCGCACAGUGCCCAGUGCCCCGACUGGGAGGAGCUGCACUCAGUGGCAAUAAAGCUGGCAGUGCAUCCCCUGCAUCCCACCUCCAGCCCGGGCCGCGCAGAGCCUUUCCCUGGGGCUGUGCUUGUGUCCAUGCAUGGGUGUGUGUACGGAAGUCUGAGCAGAACAAGGCUGCAGGAACCCUUUGGGGGGUGUAGUGAUAGAACAA
This is a messenger RNA of Meleagris gallopavo (turkey), 2728 nucleotides long. The record is from RefSeq and is a predicted model, not a curated record. NCBI's taxonomy places the organism in Eukaryota, Metazoa, Chordata, Aves, Galliformes, Phasianidae.